This is a messenger RNA of Diorhabda carinulata, 567 nucleotides long. RefSeq lists its product as uncharacterized. The record is from RefSeq and is a predicted model, not a curated record. NCBI's taxonomy places the organism in Eukaryota, Metazoa, Arthropoda, Insecta, Coleoptera, Chrysomelidae. The transcript is spliced from 3 exons. Gene Ontology annotation, molecular function: odorant binding. The coding region runs from base 74 to 433 and encodes 119 amino acids.
GCGAAUAAAAAAGAUUUAAAUAAAUUCGUAUUUUUUAGUUCAAUCAGAUUACCAAAAGUGGCAAAGUGAUAACAUGAUUCAAAAUUAUUUUUUGUUUAGUAUCUUAGUCAUAGGUAGUAUUAUAUUAGAAGGAAAUUGCGAACCUUCAGAGAAUGGUAAUGUCACCGUUAAAGAUUUUUGUAUUAAGGAAACUGGUAUUAGUAAAGAAAAAGUAAAACAAAUGGAAGAUGAAUCUAUAGAAGAACUAGACGAAGAUUGUUACUGUUACCUUCAUUGUAUAUUUAUAUCUCUAAAGUUGAUUGAUGAAAAAGGUAAACUUGACGUUAUGAAAACAAUGAAGGAAUUCCCAGAUUUUAACGAAGAAUGUUUAAAGAAAGUUCCUCAAAUUAUGGAAUGCACUGAUAUUGCAGCUCUCGAUGUUUGCGAAUCCUAGUUGCUUAAAAACUUAGUUUGAAAUUAAUUUUAUUAUAACAUUUUGUCCUAAAUUGGAAUGUUGUAAAACAUCUAAUAAUUAUUAAAUAUAUUUAAUGUGGGCCAAUGCGUACAAUAAAGAAAUGUAAGUAAAAA